CUCUGUUGCUUUUUUUUUUUUCUCUAUCUUCAUCACACUUCAAUCCUUUUCGCUUUUGUCUUUCUUUGUCCUUUGAUUGUUAGCAUAAAUUAAUUAAUAUUCUCCCUCUCUUGGCAUCGAAAGUGUAUUUGGUGUCAGCUAGUGUAGAAGAAAUGUGAGAAUGAUCUUGUUUUAAGCCAGAGCCACCAGUGCCCCCAACUCAACAACUGACCUGACAGCCCUAGUGGAGUGCCACACAUUCCAGCUACUUCUAUCUAAUGGGGUCCGAGCAAAAUCGAUUUCCUCAGCAUGAAAGGGAAGGGACCUUUGGAAACAUAUCAUUCCUUCCAACCACAGGCACUAAAGAACUGCAAGAACUGGUACAGCCAUACAAAUUACAAUCAUAGCUUCUAGGUGUGAGGAUGCACCCAGUGUUCACCAAAAAUCCUGAAAAAGUUUCCACAAGAAAGUUUCUGCCUGACAAUGCAGCGAAAGAGAUGGGGUGGAUGUUGGGGUGCAUUUUCAUGUUUUGGUUCACAGAAAGGCGGCAAGCGCAUUGUACCUGCAUCUCGCAUUCCGGAGAGUAAUGUAUCAGCCACUCAACCCAAUGGCCCUCAAGUUGUGGGGUUGCCCAAUCAAGCCACGGGACUCGCUCCUUCUCUUUUAGCUCCGCCUUCAUCACCAGCAUCGUUCACACAUUCUGCCCUUCCUUCAACUGCACAGUCACCUAGUUGUUUCUUGUCAUUAUCUGCUAAUUCACCUGGUGGUCCUUCAUCCACAAUGUUUGCUACUGGACCAUAUGCUCAUGAAACACAACUGGUUUCUCCUCCAGUCUUCUCUAAUUUCACUACUGAGCCAUCUACUGCUCCUCUGACUCCGCCACCGGAGUUGGCUCACUUGACAACUCCCUCUUCCCCGGAUGUUCCUUUUGCUCAUUUUCUAUCGUCUGCAGUGGAUCUAAAAAAUGGUGCUAAAAGUAACUAUGUCACAGCAAAUGAUCUUCAAGCUACUUAUUCAUUCUACCCUGGAAGUCCUGCCAGUAGCCUUAAAUCUCCAAUCUCAAGGAACUCUGGUGAGUGUUUAUCAUCAUCUUUUCCUGAACGUGAGUUCCGCCCGCAGUGGGAUCCAUCACUAUCUCCUGAGAAUGGAAAAUAUCAAAGGACUGCAUCUGGGAGGUUGUCUGGCCAUGACACUAAUGGUGUCACAAUGGCAUCCCAAGAUACAAAUUUCUUUUGCCCUGCUACCUAUGCACAAUUCUAUUUAGACCAAAAUCCUCCAUUUCCUCAUACUGGUGGGAGGUUAAGUGUUUCCAAAGAUUCAGAUGUUCAAUCUACUGGUGGGAAUGGACAUCAAAGUAGGCAUGCUAGAAGUCCUAAGCAAGAUGUGGAAGAAAUAGAAGCUUACAGAGCAUCCUUUGGUUUCAGUGCAGAUGAGAUCAUUACUACCACUCAGUAUGUGGAGAUUUCUGAUGUAACAGAGGACUCAUUUACCAUGAUGCCUUUCACCACCGGUAAGUCAACAAUGGAAGAAAGCAUAGAACAUGCAUUGAUGAAAGAAGGAAUCAAAGCUCAAGAGACACAAGUGCCAUUUCAGAGUCUGAAAAGCCUUAGGUUAGAUGCAAGUCCUGAUAUCAAGGAAGCACGUAAUCAGAUCACAGUAUGUCAAGGAUACAAAGAUCAAAUAUCGCACGAGCAUUGUAACAGCAGCUCUGGGUUAAGUACACCGGAUAACCAUGUUGUCAUGGAUGACGAGGACAUAUUCUCGAAAUUGGGAUCAUCCAGAAUUUCCAGGAAAUAUCAGAUGGGGUUAUCAUGCUCUGAUGCAGAGGUUGACUAUAGGAGGGGAGGAAGCUUACGAGAAAGAAAGGGAAAAAUGUGAUUUGGCAUGACUAAGGAUUAAAGCAGUUUCUUUGUUAUCUGUGUAUUAAUUUAAUUUGCAGCUUCCUUAUAAAAAAAUGAAAAAAAAAAAAAAAAAA
Molecule: messenger RNA, 1954 nt
Organism: Arachis ipaensis
Lineage: Eukaryota; Viridiplantae; Streptophyta; Magnoliopsida; Fabales; Fabaceae
Source: RefSeq, a predicted model, not a curated record